Asterias rubens (European starfish) is the source of this 4886-nucleotide messenger RNA. RefSeq names its product kelch-like protein 8. The transcript has 9 exons. Lineage: Eukaryota; Metazoa; Echinodermata; Asteroidea; Forcipulatida; Asteriidae. Gene Ontology annotation, molecular function: protein binding. The coding region runs from base 702 to 2714 and encodes 670 amino acids. The record is from RefSeq and is a predicted model, not a curated record.
AUCGCGCUUGUCAAACCCAACUAAAAAAGUCCAAGGACCAUUGCUCCUUUUUGGAGCCUUUUAUUACACAAGCUUGGCAUCAUGAAGUGAGUGAAUACGCAACGUGACUUCUGAAUGAAGGGGGGCCUUCGACGAAAAGGGACCUUGGAGAAAUUUGAUUAAAAAUUUAAUUCAAGCACAUCGAGACGGUACGUCACCAAACAUAGUUCUGCAGUGGGCACGUUUCUCAAUGAAGGGUGAUGUCUGUACGACGAGCGCCACGGUCACUGUUUAUGUUUGGGAACUAGAGUGCGGUUGUCUCACAUCCUGUGCAAAGUGUCUUUCAACUUGUCAUGCAUCUUGGAACCAAACUUUGAAGCUUUCUCAACACACGCGUACUGGUGGCCCACUUUGUUGUGGUCAUUGGGCCCUUCAUGAUUGGGAGAAAAGUAAACAGCGCCUUCACUCGACGAAAGGAUUUUCACAACGUCGGUGACGAAGACUCCUUAAGUUGCUGUUAAAAAAGUGAUCACUAGCACCAGCUCGUUCACUAUUUUGCAAAUUCGACAUAAUUUCUUCUGCAGAAAACAGCAUAUAAAUGACUGACUUGUAAACUUUUGGAGCUCAGAACUGCUCAGAAACAUUUUAAGCUGUUAUUCUAGCAGCUUUUUACUGGAAAAAUUGUUCUCUUUGAUAAACUGCGAGCAGAAGUGGGCUUCACCAUGAAGGAUUUUUUGAAGAAGUUAAGGAAGCUUUCCUAUACUCUCCGUGGUUCCCAAUGCUACCAUGCUGAUUACCAGUUAAGACGAAACCAUGUAAACUUUGUACACGGCCGUGACCGCGGAAGUGGAUACCCUCUACGACGGCCCAACUCCACAAUCAUCAUCGAGAUCUCCAGUACCACCACCAACAACAAUCACCCCGAGAAAGCCGCCAUCACCACCAUGGGGGAUAAGAUGCCGGAAUUCCAGGAGCCCAUCACCUCCUUGACCUUUGAAUGUCACACCCACUGGCAGGACUCAUUCCUCGUGCUGCGAGAACUCUACGACCGCCAGGCGCUGUGCGACGUCACUCUGGUGGUGGGCUCGACGGAGCUGCAGUGCCACCGCCUCGUCCUGGCUUGCUGCAGUCCGUACUUCCGUGCGAUGCUAACCUCAGAAAUGAAGGAGAGUCGAGAGCAGAAGAUCCUCAUCUAUGACAUCGACGAGGCAUCCAUGGAAGCCCUCAUCACUUUCAUGUACACCUCCAAAGUGCUCUUAACCGUCGACAAUGUGCAAAAACUCUUGCGUGCGGCCUCGCUGACGCAGAUCGAAAUCGUCGCCAAAGCUUGCUGCGACUUCAUGACAUCCCACCUUCACCCUUCAAAUUGUCUUGGCAUACGAAGCUUCGCUGAGCUUCACGGCCGGACAGAACUCCUUAAAGCUGCAGACAUUUACACCUUUGACCACUUCCUUGAGGUGGUCAGGAGCGAUGAGUUUAUAAACAUUACAGCAGCCCACCUGUAUGAUGUUAUAUCGUCGCCGGAUAUAAGGAUCGAGAAUGAAUCUCAGGUUUACCAGGCUGUCAUGAAGUGGGUGCGAUUCGAUCUUCCAAACAGAGUGAAGGAGUUGUCUCAGCUUAUAUCAGCGGUCCGUCUACCCAUGGUGCCUGCAACUUUCUUGAUGGACGUUGUGGAGUCUGAGGAGCUGAUCAAGAAGUGCCUUAAGUGUCGGGAUCUUCUUGAUGAGGCCAAGAACUACCACCUCUCAGUCAAUAAGGUGGUCCCACAGAGCCCUAAGAAGGUCUACCAGUCAGAACGAAGCCAGCCCAGGAAGAGCACAGCAGGUGUUCUAUUUGUGGUUGGUGGGCGAGGUGCUUCCGGUGACCCUUUCAAGUCUAUCGAGUGCUACGAUCUGCGAAGCAAUCGCUGGUUCCAUGUCGCCGAGCUGAACUGCAAGAGAAGGCAUGUGGGAGUGAUUGCUGCAUCAGGCAAAGUGUAUGCAGUUGGCGGGCAUGACGGCAAAGAUCACCUCAGCAGUCUUGAAGCAUUCAAUCCUAAGACAAAUAAGUGGAAGUUGCUGUCUCCAAUGAAGACAAAAAGGCGAGGUUUGGCCGUGGCCCAGCUUGGUGGACCACUGUACGCCAUCGGAGGGCUUGAUGAUAACAUGUGCUUCAGUGAGGUAGAGAGAUACGACAUCGCCACCGACAGCUGGAGCUAUGCUGCAUCCAUGAAUAUGGCAAGAGGAGGAGUUGCAGUGGCUACACUUAAUGAUCACAUCUAUGCAGUUGGUGGUAACGAUGGCUCGACCACGCUUAAUACAUGUGAGAGAUAUGACCCACACCUCAACAAGUGGACUCCGAUCGCCUCAAUGCAGACAAGACGAGCAGGAGGGGGAGUUCUAGCACUCAACGGAUUCCUCUAUGUCAUAGGUGGAUUUGACGACAGUUCCCCUCUGAGUUCCGUAGAGAGGUACGACCCUCUGACUAAAGCAUGGAGUACAAUGACCUCAAUGUCAAUGUGCAGAGGUGGGGUGGGUGUCUCGGUCAUCAGCGGCAAGAUCUACGCGGUCGGAGGUCACAACGGAUCCUCUUAUCUCAUGUCAUCGGAGUGUUUCGAUCCAGCAACUGAAACGUGGACUCCAAUCAAGGAUAUCAGCACAUGCAGGGCCGGAGCAGGUGUGGUCACAUGUAACUGUCUCGUCCAUUCACUCAAAGACAUCGGCAAAAACAACAGCGCGGUUCACAGCUGUGUAUAACCAAAAAGUGCUUUGGGCCAAGAGGGAAAUGAGCACAAGAGCCUGACGGACUGCAUGUUUUAGCAAAACAUCGCCCUCUGUUGGCAGUUAUAGACAACAAUUUGUUUUAUUAUACCCAGAAAGAGAGGAGGAAAACCAAAUUGGAGACAUCUGUCUGCUGCCCUCUUGUAUUAGGAAAUCACUAAAUUCUGUGCCGUGUGAAUCAAUACAGCACAUAUCAACAACUCUCAGAGAGAACGGAGACAGAGAAUCGAUCAGGCAGCUGCUUCUAAUGAAUGCUGCCCUCUUGUGGUCUUCGGGAACAUUGAGCAAUCAACUCAAAUUUUCUGUUCAUACCUUCUGAUGUAUGUGUGUCUUACUUCAUUCAUUGGCCCUUUUCGAAACCGGCUUUGGAUUCGGCUUCAGACUCCAUCCUCUUGUCUGAAGCCCUGUCGCACAGCAUGCACAAUUAUUGUCAAAACAACCGCGGGGCAAAGCUAGCCUGAGCCGAACCCAAAGCCGCAGCAGUGGUUUCAGAAAGGGCCAUAAAGACAACUGAGUUGCUAGUUUCACUUUUAAAAUUUUCCCUGUGCCUGACACUAACAACUCAUAAUUAUCAAAGUGGCCAUUUUGAAUGAUUCUCAACAAAAUAAUGCACUUGCCUAAAAGUAUUUCUCAACAUAUAGAAUGUUUAAGACAUCACAUCACAAAGAUAUCAAGGCUGAUGUUUCGGUUGCCUUCACUUUUCAUGCCUUAUCACUAUUCUUGAGGAGUGCCUGAUUUUGCCAGUUUGUUGAGGGUCGUCAAAUAUGCAAUGAUAAAUUUUUAACUGGACAAACCAAUUCUAACUCUGGCAACUUCGGAUAUCUUGUUUUACCUCUUCGAAAUGGAGAAUACGCAAUGAUCAUAUUUUUAACGAGACAAACCAAAUUCAACUCUGGCAACUUUAUAUGUCUUUUUGGGGGGUGGGUGUCCUUAAAACACUUUUUUCAUUUUUUAUUUUUAUUCAAAUUCUUCAACAGUACUGACAAGGGGAAAUCUUUGAGUAACUGUUGAGUUCAGUCUUCCAGUACUUCUAGUAAGAACACAGAAUUGAUCAGUACGAAACAUUAAGGAAAUGUUAUGGUAGACUGGUCCCCUGUCCAUAUCCCGACAGGUAUUGGUUUUACAGAACCAGUGAUAUCAUUGGAUACAACAUACACUGUAUGACAGUACAUGUAAAUUUAUAAAAUGAUGUUUUAUAUGUAAACGUGUACGUAGAAUUUGACUUCAAAAAUAAAUGUGAGAUCAACGCAACAGUCAAUUGAUGUCGGAUCAAGGCCAAUCUCUGGCGUAAUUCGCAAACCUCGAAGUGUGACGUCGGAUGUUCAGGCUCAUGUUAUGCUCACAACAAGAGACACUACGUGGAAGCAGACUCGUCAAGAGAACCUGUUCAUGCUCUGAGUUUAAGAACGUGUUUGCAUCAAGCGACUUUGGCUUUGGCUUUGGUUAGGGUCAUUCCAGCCAUAGCCUCAUUGAUAUACAUUUGAUAAUCACUCUUAAAAUGAAUGCCAACAAAAACUUACUUAGUGAGAAGUACAGCAUUUUUUUUUAAAUCAUUCCACUUCAAAGUAAUGUGGUUAUAGAAAAAUUAUAUCCGUUUUUAUUCUGAAAAGUUUGAAUCUGAGAAACGUUUCUGUCAGAUAUGUUUCUCGGAUUGUGUGUUCCAAUUGCGUAUUAUUCUGCCUGCGUAGACAUAACCGGAUUUUCAGCGAUAUCUCAUAACAGUACAUGUACCACCUUUUGGAAAGAAAUGUUCUAUAUUUGUAUAGGAUUAAAACAAUCAAACGGUUCCAAAAACAGAAGGUAUACGUUCCCUUUAAUUAAGUAUUUCAACAAUAAGAAAUAUUUAUAUUCUAUCUGCCUCCACCUAGCAUACAGAAGUCUCUUAGUGAUAUCUUCAAUAUUUUUGAAUUUUUUAACAAAUAAAAAGUUAUUCUAUUACAUCUGUUACACUUUUGCUUUUCUAUUAAAAUCAAUGUUAAAUUUUGUAUAAAAAGUAAUUUGUAAAUACUUCCUAUUGCCUUGCUUGUCCAUGUAAAAAAAAAAAACAUCGAAAACCUGUAAAUACGUGUACAGAUUGUAUUUAAUCGGAAACUAAAAACUAGCAAGUUUUUAUUUCUGUCUUGAUGUUGAGAAUUUUGUUCUCAAGAA